AUGUCAUUCAAGAUAUUGGCUCCACUUUUAAUUGCAUGCAUUUUUGGUGAGAUAUCUGAAGAAGACAACGUUUUGAUUCUUAAUGACUCUAACUUUGAACAAUUGCUCGCUCAACAAAGUCAAAUUCUCGUUAAUUUUUACUCACCGUGGAGCCAAAGCUGCAAAUCCUUGAUUCCAGAAUAUUCCAAAGCUGCUUUAGCUUUAAAACAAAUAAGCCCAGCAAUUUAUAUAGCAAAAGUUGAUGCAGCCGCUAAUCCAACCCUCGCAGAAAAGUAUGGAAUUACUGAAUACCCUACCCUCAAAUACAUUUCCGAAGAAGGAUCAAUUAAAUACACAGGUGAUCUAACUGGAGACUCAAUUACUGCGUGGCUAAUAAAGCGAUCUCAAUCUCAAAUCCAAAAUUAUUCAACUAUUACAGAGCUCCAGUCAGUACUCGAAAAUACAAAAGUCGCAGUUGUUUUAUUUGCGACAAUAAAAUUUCCUCACCACUUCGAAGCAGCCUCCAAGCUUUUUGAUGAUGCUAUUUUUAUUAUUUGUACUGAUAAAGAUGCUUUUUCUUAUUAUGGGGUCGAAGAAUGAAGCAUAAUGAUGUUCAAACAAUAUGAUGACAAGGCGACUCGAUAUUAUGGGCCUAUGGCAUUGAAUUAUCUAAUUAAAUGGAUAGAAGAAAAUAAGCGGCCUUGGACUUGGCAAUAUUGCAGUGAUGCGUCUGAAUUUAUUUUCCAAAAGAAACAUCCAGCUUUAUUCUUUUUUAGAUAUGAAGGAGAAGCCAAUACAUAUAAUGAAAUAUAUGAGAAGCUGGCGAAAGAAUACAAAAGUAAGCUAGUAUUUACACAUGCGGAUUUAUCGUUGCCAGCUUAUAAAAAAUUAAGUGUGGUUCUGGGGGUCCCAAAGCACGCUCAGCCUACAUUUGUUAUCAUUGAUCAUGAUGGAAAUGGGAUAAAUAAAUAUUUAUAUCAAUUUUAUAGACUUACUUACUUUUAUUUAGUAUCAGUUAUCUAUUUCUUAAAAUAAUAUAAUAUUUCUUGGCAUCAAAUUAAUGCUAAUUUGUUUCGAAAAGUAUAUAUUACAAAACUGUUAAUGAAGAGGACUUAAGAUCAUUUAUAAAAGGAUGGCUAAAUAAAGAAAUCGAGCCAUAUGCAAAAUCUGAACCAAUUCCAGACCAAUUAUACGCACAAGGAAUCAGAAUAAUUGUUGCUGAAAACUUCCAACAAAUCGUUAUGGACAACAAAAAAGACGUCCUGGUCCAAUUCUACGCACCUUGGUCAGUUGCUUGCAGAAACCUCGCCAAGGACUACGAAAAACUUGCAGCGACACUAAUCGAAAUCGAUGAGCUUGUGAUCGCAAAAAUCGACAUGUAUCUAAACGAUGUAAAAGGCCAAUUCAUCCAAGACUUUCCCACAAUAAAAUUCUUUCCAGCCAAAAACAAAAAAGGGGUCCUAUUUCAUGGUGACGCGAACUAUGAGAAUUUGCUUAAAUUUAUCCAGGAGUACACCUCAUUUAAAGCUGAAGACAAAAAACCUAAGCUUGAUCUUUAA
Blepharisma stoltei is the source of this 1538-nucleotide messenger RNA. NCBI's taxonomy places the organism in Eukaryota, Ciliophora, Heterotrichea, Heterotrichida, Blepharismidae. The record is from the annotation of a GenBank genome assembly.